Molecule: messenger RNA, 2264 nt
Organism: Phaedon cochleariae (mustard beetle)
Lineage: Eukaryota; Metazoa; Arthropoda; Insecta; Coleoptera; Chrysomelidae
Source: the annotation of a GenBank genome assembly
UGGCACGAGAACUAUUUACCUAGGUAUAUCAUUGUAUUCGAAAUGUUUAGACCGAUUUCCACGGACAAAUAACGUGAUUACCAGACAAAUCAGUACCUCGAAUUAUCACGUGUUGAUGUUUGUUUUUCGAACUAGUGCGAUGGAUUGUAAAGUGUUUUUUUUUUUAUUUUCUUGUGAACACUGAAUUCGAACUAGAGAUUUGUCGAUCCAAGUUUUCGAUACAGUUCGGUUUCGGCACAGAUAUUUUUUUGUGUGUAUCAUUCGUUAUGAUGUGUCAUAUAUUCCAAUCGAUGCCUACUUUUCUAGUUGAUAUGUUAUGUUAGACUUCUAUAGGUUACAUCUUCACCACCCUGGCGAUAACUACAACUCACCACGACAAACCCGAAGAAUCUAGUAUCACAAACAUGGUAACGAUGAUGAGCGAAAAACCCGAAAUCUCCAACAAUACACUGACCCCAGCAGAACGAGAAAAGAGGUUGCUGCCCUACGAAACCUUCUACCAGAACCAACCCUUCAAUCGACCACGAUUCCAAAGACCCUUCGAAAAAUACAACGAUUACGUCCCGAAGCCAAUCUACAACCAACAAGCACCGUACCCACAAACGCGGGACGCCCUGUAUCAGACCCAGAGCAAGUUCACCCCCUUCCUGGAAAGCAACGCCCUUCCUGGCGCUUUCAGGCCCAUGGUCCAUCUACCCCAACGAGCCCCCAGCGUCAAAGUUCGAUACGUAUCCGUACCGCAAAACAAAGUUCCCAAUUUCAGCUCGAUAUACGACAACUUGGCGCAGCUGAAGCUGGAACAAAACAGCAGGAGACCGAGUCUUGCCCCACCACAAAGAUACGUUUUCAAACCACAAGUCGAUUAUAGCGGCUACAAGGUGAUACAGCCCACGAAAACCACUAUAGAGACUUUCACGGCGACCAGUAUCGACAUACCAAGUGGCCCUAGCAAUGUACCCUUCCGACCAAUCGAAAACUACAGAGAAACCAAACCAUUCAUCGAUCAACAGGUCGUUUUGGGAGAGCCUCAGUACCCAGUGAAGGAUUAUAUUACCAGGAAACCUUACCAGCAAAAUUCUUUCAUUAUAGUACCAGCCCCAGACUCUCGAGACACUCGUAAACCGUUGAUUGUGAUACAAAGAAAGCCAAUCUUCAAAGGGAAACAUGUCGACGAUUACGAAGCCCCAAAGUACAUACAAAUUUCAGAAGAAACACCUAACAAGGACUCUUACGACUACAAUAAUUAUGAAACUCCCACGGUGUAUCAAGACAGUCCAAAGUAUGAGGAGAUCCAGAAGGUACCUGAACCAGAGUACGAAGAACCAACGUCGUACCAGGUCACUACGAGGUACGAGGAGUUACAAGAGAUCUCCACCCCAAAAUACGAGCCUCAGCAUGUGCAGUACCAUCAACAAACCCAUCAAAAGAAUUCGGUACCACUGGCAGAUAUUUUGAAGCAUCUGCAAGCUACCAACACCUUACCAAAAACUCUGACCCCAGACAACAUCGACAACAGCAUCAAGACCUUAGUGAGGAUUCUUGAUGCGCUAAAGAAACGCCAACAAAUCUCGAAACCAAUAGUAGUCGAAGACGAACCUUCGGUUUCCUCGGUAUCCUCGGAUUACGAGGAGGAUAUUGACAACGAGGCAGGAGUGGGCAUAAGCGGGUAUCCGGGAGAAUUGCCGGGUACCCAGUCGUUUCCUCUGGAUACGGACGAGGGUGGCACCCCUGGCAAACCGGGGGUGGAUUAUCCAGCGCUGUCGACCAUCCCUCAGACGAAUUUCAAUUGCAAAACGCAGCGGUACAAGGGGUUCUUCGGUGACCCGGACACCAAUUGUCAGGUAUGGCAUUACUGCGAUCUCAAUGGUGGCCAGGCAUCGUUUCUCUGUCCGAACGGUACCAUCUUCAGCCAGGUGGCGCUGACUUGCGAUUGGUGGUACAAUGUCAAAUGUGCCACCACCUCCCAACUAUACGUUCUCAACGAGAGGCUGUACAAGUACAUCAUUCCACUGUCUCCCAAAUUCCCGGAGGACUAUUCCGGUCCCUUGGUCGAUAAGUAUUUGGCUCUGAAAUUUCAAGAGAUGGAAGAUAAAAUGAGGAAAGAGAAGAAGGGAAAAGGAAACUCCAUCAAGAUGGACGAUUCAGUGGACAUAGAUGACGUUUCGAGUGAUGAAACAGAAAAAGUUACAACGUUGGAAUCUUCGACUGCCUCGUCAAAAAAAGAAACCCUUCAAACAAUAGAAGAUCAUAUCAGCAAUAAGUAG